AUGCUUGGAGGAAAAUCUCACGAUUCUGAUGAAAACAGAGAGGGUAAAAAGAAAAUUGAUGACGCAAAUGGUGAUUAUGGCAGUAAAACAGGUGGUAGUAAUGGCAAAGGUCACGGUCGCACAAGAGACAGUAGUAUCAAUGGAGAAGGCAACAAAGAUAAGCAGCAUCCUAGAUCGAAAACAGAACAUAGUAAUAGCGGCGGGAGAAAUUUAAUCGCAUCGAUGGUACCAAAUAAAUUAAAUCCAACAAGGCAAAAAUUAUUGAAGGCAAUCAAAUUAAAAAAUCACAAAGAAUCUUUAGAACAUUGUACAAAAUUAAUUCAAAAUAAACCCAACUCAUGUACAUACAGAUGUGAACGGGCAGAGAUUUUUCUAAAUCUUGGUGAGAAAUCACAAGCACUUGAAGAUUUGAACCAUGUUCUUAAACUCAAACCAGAUAAAUCACAUGCUCUAUUUCUACGUGGAAUAUUAUUGUACAGAGAUUUUGAUAAGAAAAACAAAGCAAUCGAUGAAUUACGUAAAGCAUUGAAAAUGGAACCAAGUAAUGCAUUGGCACUUGAAUCACAUAAAAUUUGUGCCGAGUAUUUUACACAAGAGAAAAAUAACUCCGAAAUGAUUUACCAUGUGAAUGCAGGACUGAUAAUUAAACCACAAGAUCCUUGGUUAUUAAAUAAACAAGCUUUGAUACAUUAUCAAAAAAACGAGUUCUCGUUAGCAAUUAGUAGUUUAAAUGUAGUUUUGUUGGCAGAACCCAACAAUAUUGACGCUUUACAUCUUAGAGGGGAUACUUAUAAAAAAUUAUCAAGUUAUCAAAAAUCAUUAAAAGAUAUCACUAAAGCUUUGGAUCUGUCACCAACAAAUCCUUUGCUUAUACUAAAAAGAGCAAAAUUAUUUAAAUUAUUAGAAAAAUAUGAGGAAUCAUUGAAUGAUUUAGAACAAUUAACUGGACUAUCACCAGAUCCUAAAUCUGCCAUUGCUGCAUCUCUAUUCAGCAAUCGAGGUCAAGCAUAUCAAGGUUUAUCUAGAUAUAAAGAGGCACUUAAUGAUUACACUAAAGCAUUAAAUUUGAAACCUAAAGCAUCAACUUAUAGAAGACGUGCACAAAUUUAUCAAAUUUUACGGCAAUACCAAGAUGCAGUAGGAGAUGCUAGAUUAGCAUUAAAGACUGGUAAGGGGAAUGAUGCUAAAGCUGCCACAUUACUUAAUCAACUCUAUGCACAAUUGAAUCGGUAUGAUGAUGCAUUAAAUUUGUUGGAUGAAUCAUUAAAAUUAUUUCCAAAUGAUGCAAAAAGACUAUCUGAAAGAGGAACUGUCUAUAAAGCUCUGAAAAGAUAUGAUGAGGCAUUGAGUGAUUUGAAUAAGGCAUUAUCAAUCGAUGCAAAAAACGUUCUUGCAUAUCUUUCCAGAGCAAAAGUCUAUAGAGAACGAAAGGACUAUGUUAAUUCAUUGUCAGAUAUGAAUUCUGCUAUUGGAAUAGAACCACAAAAUGCUAAACUUUUAAGAAAUCGUGGAAAAAUAUAUACAUUAAGUGGAAAAUAUAAUCAAGCUGUGCUAGAUUUAGAAAAAUCAAUCUCAAUCGAACCAAAUAAUCCUUCAGGCUAUCGAUACCGAGGCAAAACUUUUUCAUAUACAAAAAAAUAUAAUGAAGCAAUAAAGGAUUUUGAUAAAGUGUUAAAAUUGAAGCCGAAUGAUCCAAUUGCCUUACAUGAUAGAAGUGAAUCAUUAUAUAAACUGAAUAAAUUCAAUGAAGCUUUAAAUGACAUCAAUAAAUCCUUGGAAUUAGAAGAGAAUAAUACUAACUCAUACGAAUUGAGAGCUUUAAUAUAUGAAGAACUUGGUGACCAUAAGGGUGCUGUAUCAGAUUUAAGUAAAUUGUUGGAAAAAACCCCUAAAAAUAAAGAAAUAUUGCUUCAUAGAGCAAAAAUUUACGAGUCACAAGAUCAGUAUUACGAUGCAUUGAAUGAUUGGUGCCAAUUGGUGAAAUCAGAACCCAAAAACUUGAAAUAUUUGGAGAAUCGAGCUAGAUUGUUAUUGGAAUUGUGUAGAUAUGAAGAUGCAAUUAAGGAUUAUGAUGAAUUGCUGAAACUUUCACCAAACAAUACAAUAUUUAUUUCUGCAAAAUUCGAAGCUUAUCAAUAUUUUAAUAAGACAGAUGAGGCAAUUGAAGAAUUAACAAAGUUAAUUGUAGAAAAAGAAAAACAAAUUGAUAAGAUGAACCUAGGUGAUAAGAAUAAAAUGGCGGGCCCAAUUGAAGUAACAAAUCUAACUGGACAAGCUGUUUUAAAUGACAUAAUACCCUUAUAUGUUGCAAGAGGGACUCUUUAUCGUUCCAAAGGAAACCAAAAAGAAGCAGCAUUGAAAGAUUUCAACAAUGCAUUAGGAAUCAAUCCCAAUACAACGGAACCAAUUAAUUAUACCAAAGAACAGCUUAGGGCAUUGUGUUAUCGUGGAUGUAUCAAUCAGUCAAUGGUAGAUAUUGAUAAAGUGUUGGAAAAUGAACCUAAUAAUAUUUUAGCAUUAUGUGAACGAAGUGCUAUUUAUAGAGAUCUAGAUUAUCAUACUAUAGCUUGGCAAAAUAUAAAGAAAGUUUUAAAUGAACCUAUGUUUGAUGACAAUAAUGCUUCUUCUAUUUCAGUAAAUUAA
Messenger RNA from Entrophospora candida, 2643 nucleotides. Lineage: Eukaryota; Fungi; Glomeromycota; Glomeromycetes; Entrophosporales; Entrophosporaceae. The record is from the annotation of a GenBank genome assembly.